Alligator mississippiensis (American alligator) is the source of this 4223-nucleotide messenger RNA. It is a transcript of the gene PISD, whose product is annotated as phosphatidylserine decarboxylase. The transcript is spliced from 8 exons. Gene Ontology annotation, biological process: phosphatidylethanolamine biosynthetic process. Gene Ontology annotation, cellular component: mitochondrion. Gene Ontology annotation, molecular function: phosphatidylserine decarboxylase activity. The record is from RefSeq and is a predicted model, not a curated record. NCBI's taxonomy places the organism in Eukaryota, Metazoa, Chordata, Crocodylia, Alligatoridae. The coding region runs from base 308 to 1432 and encodes 374 amino acids.
GGUCAGCACUGGCAAUCAGACGGUGCCAACGGUCUGAGAUCUCAGAAGCUGCUCUCCUGGGGCUCAUCCUGUCAAGCUUCUAGAAGAUUAUUUUAGCCAUCAGCAAACAGCAGCAGCUACAGCCAGGACCCUCGUAGCCCGAAUUGCAAGUAGGAAAGAGACAGAGGGGGAAUCCGGAGACAAACCAGCGGGGGAAUUGGGAGCCGUGACGUCGUGUCUUCCCUCCUGUGCUGCUGCAAGCAAGGGAAGGGGAAGUAGAGGAAAAGGAGAAACUGACUGAGACUUGCAACUGACCUUCAUCCUGACAAUGUGUCAGUCAAACACCCUGCAGGGACCAGAUCUGCACGCAGGGAAAUGGUUGCAAUUCCCCCAGUUGGCCCUGAGGCGGAGGUUGGGCCAGCUCAGCUGUAUGUCUAAGCCUGCUCUGAAACUCCGUUCUUGGCCUCUGACUAUUCUCUAUUACCUUCUGCCUUUCGGUGCUCUUAAACCCUUGACCAGAGUGGGAUGGAGGCCUAUGAGCAGGGUUGCUCUGUACAAAUCAGUACCAACACGACUGCUGUCACGAGCCUGGGGACGUCUGAACCAGGUCGAGCUGCCAACCUGGCUCCGGAAGCCUGUGUACAGCCUGUAUAUUUGGACGUUUGGUGUGAACAUGAAGGAGGCAGCUGUCGAAGAUCUUCAUCACUACAGAAACCUCAGCGAGUUUUUUCGCAGGAAGCUAAAACCACAGGCCCGGCCAGUCUGCUGCUUGCACAGUGUGAUCAGUCCCUCAGAUGGAAAAAUUCUCAACUUUGGACAAGUGAAGAACUGUGAGGUGGAGCAAGUAAAGGGUGUCACUUACUCACUGGAGUCCUUUCUGGGGCCACAGAUCAGUCCAGAGGACCUACAGUUCAGCCAAACCUCCUCUUGCAACUCAUUCCAAAAUCAGCUCGUCACAAAGGAGGGGAAUGAACUCUAUCACUGUGUGAUCUACCUGGCCCCUGGUGAUUAUCACUGCUUCCACUCACCCACUGACUGGAGAGUAUCACACCGACGCCACUUCCCAGGCUCCCUAAUGUCUGUGAAUCCAGGGGUUGCUCGUUGGAUCAAGGAGCUCUUCUGCCAUAAUGAGCGUGUUGUCCUCACAGGGGACUGGAAACAUGGCUUUUUCUCACUAACAGCAGUAGGAGCCACAAAUGUGGGCUCUAUCCGCAUCUACUUUGACCAGGACUUGCAUACUAAUAGUCCACGUUACAGCAAAGGCUCCUACAAUGACUUCAGCUUCAUAACUAACAACAACAAGGAGGGCAUCCCCAUGAGGAAGGGAGAACACUUAGGAGAGUUUAACCUGGGCUCAACCAUUGUUCUCAUCUUUGAGGCACCCAAGGACUUCAAGUUCCACCUCAAACCUGGACAAAAAAUUCGCUUUGGAGAAGCCCUGGGGUCCCUAUAGGAACUGCCAGAGCAAGAGGAUUUUAUACAUGGAAGGACUCAGCUGUACAAGGAAAUGUUUCACUAAACAGAAAAUAUCACUCAGCAGGACCUGGGUGAGGGAAAUAACAUGCAUCACUGCUCUGUUAAACGGGGAGUGUGCACCCUAUAGUGCAUACCCUUGCUGAGUGCAGUAAAAUAAUCGGAUAAUUCAUAUACAUAUCAGGUACAGACGCCUUUAAGAAUGUUGACCAGGGAGGUUCCUGUUCCACCCUGUGCCUGCAGUCUUUCAUGCUCUCCCCCACUUUAGCCUGCUGAAAACUGAUUACAUUUACAGAGUAUGUAGGUCCUUACUGGGCCUGCUCAGUCUCUGUAGUUGCAAGGGGGAGGGAUGAAGGCAGAGAGAUUAGUAUAUUUAAAGGGACACUGACAGGUUGAUCAAGAUCUAAAAUUUCAGUUCUGUAAAAUCUGGGUUUCAAACUACCUAGUAUGUCUUCCCACAUUUAUUUUUCAGAACCAUCAUUCAGCAUCGUGUUAAUACAGGACAGCCAUAAAGUCUAAACUGGCUAGUAUAGUUUCAUUGGCCAGACUAGGAGAAGUGCACAAGAAAACAACAUCAGUAUUGGUGAAAGCAACUUAGACUCAUUCAGUCAUAACAAUUCAAUGUAUUAGCGACAGAUAUAAAGCAUUCAAAAGUUCAUAACCUGACACUGUCCCUUUAAAUUGGACUUUGCACUGUAUUUUUAACCUGAAAACACUGUGUCUACAUUCCACGUGGUCAAACUGAUUAUCAUAAUCAUCUUUUUUAAGGAUUUUUUUAAAACUUGUGGCAGUCAGCCCCAGCCACUCUAUUCUCCACCUCUGUGGUUUUACUUAGUUAUUCCAGGCCUUAAGGAUUUUUGUUCAUGUGGCUGACAGUUACACUCAUCCAAUGACAAGCUGUUGCAGGAGAAGAUUGUGACAGGAAAAAUAACACUUAAGGGGUAUAUUGCCUUUUCAGUGCUUGGGGUGUUUCCAUCAGAGCCCCCUUGUGCUUUACAUUAGGAAAGCAGCCAAAGUGUGUGUUCCCCUUCUGCUAUUCAUGGGAUGUUGCUUUUUUUGUUGUCAUAAACUGUGGGAUCUGUCACUAAGUUCUGGGUGGAGGGAUUUCUUCAUUUAUUAAACACUUUGAAAUACUUCAGGGCCUACUGUUAGUGCAUGGAUUGAAAUACCACAUGCACUGACUAUAUUCAAAACCAUUGUGAAUUUUCAGAGCAAUCUCAGGUUGCUCCCCUGGUGCACUAACCUACUUUUCCAUCCAGCAAAGAACUUGCAACUAUUUAUCACAGUAGAAGAAGCCAAACUUGUACUUUUUGCCCUCAGACCUGGUAGAGAGAUGCUGGGGCUGAGAGCUCUGUUCUGAAGCUUCAUUCUGUUGCAAACUUAAGUGUUUUUGUAAAUUCAUACCAAGGAGGAUUAGAAUGGAGAUAUUAACAUUUCAGCCAGUCUGUGAAACAUGACACUAAUACUUGGUGUGUUAAGCUUCUUGUUACCAGUAAUGGGAUUGACAGCAACUGGUGCCAAAAGAGUGGAGAGAUACUCACUUUUAAAGCAAUGUUAUCAUCUAUUCUAAAAUAAAUUCUACUUGGAGUCCAGGAAGUCAAAUGCCUGUAAGUAACUAGGCCAAGUGAGGGAAUUAACUCAAACUCCUGUCUGAACGUGUUUCACGCUGGCUUGAGCUUCGAGGGCACACGUGCCACGGGGGCACUGGAUGUUUUACUCAAUCUGCUGCUACUUUAGGGGGGUCUUCUGACAAAAACGCUUCUUGGGAGUCUAUACCUUCUUCUUGUUCCGUCUCCUUGCAGUUCAGCUGUGCUGAAGGAAAGUCUAAACUCCCCCUGGGCUGUGCAGAAAAUAGAAAGGAAUUUUGUUAUAAGUGUGCAGUUGGUCAAGCCCCUGUACAUAUAGCUUCCUAGUAGGGAAAAGAGAUGAUGUAAUCUGUUUGCUAACAAAGCCUGACAAAUACUUACCAUAUGAUCUUGACCGUUGGAGGCAGGGGGGGUGGAAAAAAAGAAUCCUUUGGUUCUAAGUCAGUCUUUCCUCCUUUUCUAUGGGGAUGGUUUUUGUAGAAGUUUGAAGUGGCUCUUAGCAGCCAGCCACCUUGUUUAAACCCUUUCAGUUAGCAAGUUAGUUCCUGUAUUAGUGUUUCAACAGUCUGGUUUCAAAUAUGCGGAGAUUUAAAAACAAAAACUUGAGGGUGUGAAGUGCAUGAAGACAGAUAUCAGCCCCCGGGGUUAAAGCUGUCACUAGCUUCUUGCAAAUUCCAACUUGUUGGACCUGUUCCAGUGGGUCAAAGGAAGGAAGACUGAAUCUCUUCCACCCACCCCCUCCACUGGGGCUUAAUUGCCUCUGGGCAUGGCCAAAGCAACUCUAAGCUUUAAUUUCUCACUACUUGGCAUCAUCCUCCAUAGUAUCUGAGGGCCAUGGUUAGGUUAACAGUGGAGAAGAGGGUGCUGCUGCUUACUUUAAUAUAAAUCUGAAAAGAGGCAGAUCAUUCUGCACCAGGUUAACUCUUCAUGGUAGUCUUCACACUGUAGAAGCCUGGCUGAUGGCUGGGGAAGAGGAAUCUUAGCCCUAGAUCAGCACUGGUCAUAGAAAGGGGAAGCAGAGUUCCUGGAAGGUACUGGUGAUGCUGUGAAUUUCUCCUACAUGGAGAAUCCAUUUAAUUUUUCAACUGUAUCAGUAGCACGGUAUUUUUGUAUGUCAAAGUGUACGACUUAUGAACAUUAACUCAUUUACCUGCAAACAUUUUGAAUAAAAAGUCUUAUACGUGU